This is a messenger RNA of Homalodisca vitripennis (glassy-winged sharpshooter), 2401 nucleotides long. RefSeq names its product anoctamin-10 (gene Axs). Gene Ontology annotation, biological process: chloride transmembrane transport. Bases 250 to 2232 code for a protein of 660 amino acids. Lineage: Eukaryota; Metazoa; Arthropoda; Insecta; Hemiptera; Cicadellidae. The transcript has 13 exons. Gene Ontology annotation, cellular component: plasma membrane. The record is from RefSeq and is a predicted model, not a curated record. Gene Ontology annotation, molecular function: chloride channel activity.
AGUUCAGUUGUACUUUGAUUACUGUAGUGUAACUAUUUAUAACAAGGCCUUGGUUGUCUAAACUGUGAUAUGGUUUAUGAAUUGUAAUAUUUAAUUAGUUUAUAUAGAAUACAAUUAAAUGAUAAAAUAGUCUAAAUGCACAAAAAGAACAUCGAUGAAAUAAUAGAACAACACAAAAACAUAUCACCGAUUUACAUGAUCUGGAUGUUAUGUUGGUGUUAAGAUGAGACUUCACGGACGGCUGGUUUGAUGUCUAACAUUAUUAACAGCUCAAGGAUGGCAUUUGACGGACUGAGAAAGAGACUGAAUAAUAGUAGCAUAUUGAAACAGGAUGAUUAUUUUCCCUCUACUUACAUUGUGCUACAGUUUGCCAACAAUGUACACAUUGAAGCUGUUCAGUGGAUUAUAUUCAAAAUCGAAAGUGAGAGGAAGGAUGGUGGAGCUGAGCUUCUUGUUCGCAAACAGCCGGAAGUACCUGGAGAGAAAUCACUCAUAUUCCAUGUAUCUGCAACUAACCAAAAGCUAUUAGAAUUAGCAGAGGAACAGAGCAUUCGUAAAAAAGACUUGAAGGGUUCAUUAAGAGACUUCACUGUGGUUGAGCAGUCCGAGUUUGGUGGUGGAUCGGACAUACUGUCAACGGCAGAGAAGGAGUAUCUUGUGCGUCAUGAGCUGGAGAAUAUCCGAGCUCUAGAGAAUGAAAAGGCAAUUCCUGGAUAUCCUCGCAUUCUCCUAUAUGAGGGCCAAUCAAUAUUUGCAGCGUGUGUUCAUUAUAAUUUGCUACAACAACUGUUUCCUCUUCAUGAUGAAGAUGUUUUACGAAAGUUGGGUCACAAAUGGUAUCUCUCCUUGUUCAAAAAACAACCAUUUGAAGAAAUCCGGGAGUAUUUUGGAGAGUCAAUAGCGUUAUACUUCCAGUUCCUAGGGUACUACACGUAUGCUCUGAUUGUACCCAUGGUGCUGGGCUUCCUGCAAUUGUGCCUGGCUCCAGAGAACAUUGCGCUGUUCUGCAUCAUAAAUGUUCUUUGGGCAUCAGUCUUUAUGGAGCUAUGGCGUAUGAAGUGCUCGGAGCUUGCGUUUGUGUGGGGGACGAUAGGGAUGGCCAGUAGUUUGGACGAGCCGAGACCCAACUAUAAUGGUGUGAUGGGCGUCGACCAUGUCACUGGUCGUCUGCAGCCACAGUGUCCUCGCUGGAAAACUCAACUCAAGAUGUAUACUGUCUCCAUCCCACUGGUAAUACUGUGUAUGAUACUUGCAUUCUUCGUCAUGCUGAUAUCAUUCUGGGUGGAGGAGCAACUCCGUGGGUCUCCUGACUGUCCGCAGUGGCUGUACCUGGCACCCAGCGUCGCGUACGCAGCUCUCAUCUAUCUCAUGAACAUGGUCUACCGGCGGUUCGCCAACAAUCUCACAGAGUGGGAGAACCACAGAACACAAUCACAGUUUGACCGCCACAGGGUCACGAAGCUGGUGCUGUUUGAGUUUGUGAACAACUUCAUGUCCCUGUUCUACAUUGCGUUCAUCUACCAGGACAUGGAUAUGCUGAGAAGUCAAUUGGCGACACUGUUGAUAAUUUCACAGGCUAUAAACAACUUCCAAGAGGCCCUCCUUCCACUCAUUCUGCAGUAUUAUAGCUCCAAGAUGGCUCAGCUGAAGAAGCGCAACAGCUCCAAGAAAUGGCAGAUGCCGUCGUCUUCGGUUGACGUACAAGAGCUGUCAGGAGAUGAUCCUCGGAUACUGCAGGCGUUGAGGGAGAGUCGAUUGGACUUCUACGAGGACCCGUAUGAUGAUUACCUGGAGUUAUUUGUCCAGUUUGGGUACGUCUUCCUGUUCUCGUCUGUGUACCCAAUGGCGGCUUUCUGGGCGGUGGCUAACAACCUGCUGGAGAUACGCUCAGAUGCAUUCAAACUGUGCUGCAGUUACCAGCGACCCAUGGCUCGUAGGGUCAAGGACACUGGAGCCUGGCAGAGGGCAUUCCAAGCACUCUGCACAUUGUCCGUGAUUACCAACUGCGGAUUCCUGUACCUGUCACCAGCCAUGCGUGCAGUGGCACCUGAUGCCAGCCCAGCUGAGUGGAUGAUGGUAUUCGUGUUUCUGGAACACGUGUUGCUGGCCCUGCGCCAAGUACUACACUACGCUAUUCCGGACAAGCCGGAGUGGGUGAGACUGGCAUUAGCACGUCAGCAGUUCCAGUCCAAACAGGCACUCAAGAAACAGAGAAUGGAGAAGACCAAGUGAGAUGAUCUCUAAUGCUUCAUUAAUCCCGUGUGAUAACCAACAAGUGCCAAAAAUCUCAACCAAUUGUAAACCUAAGGCUGCAUUUACCUGUAGAUAGCUAUAUUAUAAUUUUAUGUUUGUGAUUCUAAUUUAUUGUUGAUAAUAAAACAAUUAAAUGCCAAUUUACCUA